Messenger RNA from Paramormyrops kingsleyae, 3908 nucleotides. NCBI's taxonomy places the organism in Eukaryota, Metazoa, Chordata, Actinopteri, Osteoglossiformes, Mormyridae. The record is from RefSeq and is a predicted model, not a curated record.
GGCAUCGUCGUGGGAUCUCGAAAAGACUACAAUACCCAACAAAUCCAAAGAGUGGAGUUAGACAGCAUUAUACUAACUUGCCCAGAAAUCCCAGUGAGCCCAGAGACGGAUGUGAAGCGCCGGGUGCAGCAGAACAGGCGGCGGUCCUUUCUGGAGGCCCCAGGGAGCGUCGCCUCGUCAGCCAAGAGGAUGGAGCCCCAGCCGCUGGAUCCUCAGGACUACCUGACCGUGUGCGGCAAGUGCGACAAGCCCAGCGAGGAUCAUGUGCGAUGUCAGAACUGCGGCAACCCCCUGGCUGAGGAUACCCCAGCCCCUGCCCCCACCCCCGCGGAGCCCCGUGUCCCCCCCCUGGCCAGGAAUCCCAUCCGGCCGCAGGCGGCCACGGGACCAAGCAGCCUGGCAGUGAGCAAGAGCUUCUACGGCGCGGCGUCCGGCAUGAGGGGGCCGCGGGGCGACGUGGUGAUCAGCCCGCCUGUGCGCAUCACGCGGGGAAGCCUGCCGCUGGACGGGCGGCCUGCGGGGGCGCCAGGGAGCGCCGUCACCUACUCCAAGGCCUGCAGGGGCAAGAGGCAGCUGCCCAGCAAGCAGCACGAGCUGAAUGAUCCCAUUGUGCUGUCCAGCGAUGACGAGGACCAGGAUGGAGAAAACAGCAGCACCGGCAGCGUCAGCCGGCUGGACAAUGUCUCCCCGCGGCCCGCCGAUUCGGCACACUCCUCACCGGCGCCCUGUGGUGGCAGACUGGAGGCCGCCGUCAAAGUCCUUCCAGAACAGGAGGAGCUGAGCUCCAGCUUCUUCAUGGAUAUGGACUCCAGGAUCACCCUGCCGAGGAAGAGUCGGAUGAAAGACCAAUUCGGGAAUGCGGUGGCUGAUGAUACCACCAACCUCAAGCGGCGGAAGGUCAUCAGCAAUAUGAACAGCAUCAUCCUGGACUGCCGGAGCGUGCGGCUGGGCUCGCUGCGCCGGAUGGUCACCAAGCCUGUCAUAUUCUCCGUCGACUACAUCCAGCUGGAAACUGAAGGUCCAGAGCAGGACGUCCUGGAGAAGGUGAGGCUGAGGGCCUCUGAGCUGACCAGCUGCGAGUGGUGCACCGUGCGCAAGCUGCCUGUAAUCUUCCUGCAGACCACAGCCAGCGAGUGCCUGCGUCUGCGCAGCCAGCUCAGGAUGUCUCGUGGGCGCAGCUUGUGGUACGACUGCAAGAGCACAGAUCUGGCUGAGCAGUACAUCGUCUUGAUCUUCGAGGAUGGGCUCUCAGUGCGGGUGGAGGCCAUCCUGGAAGAGAUUCUUCAGGAGAUCGGCAGAUCAAACAACUUAAGUGACUUUCCAGCCAAAUUGUCAUUUGAGGAAGCCAACAAGAGACUAGUCCGGUAUAAUGGAUCAGAAGCAAAGCUAUCGGAGGACGGUCGUCAAGGAAGGACACGCCAGUCUACACGCCUUCAGCCCUUGUUCGAGGACGAUGACGACGAGGCAGAGGACAUGUCUGAGCUCCAGCCCACCUUCACGGGACCCGUAGUUAAGUUGAUGGUUUACCCUCCGGCUCCAGCCAAAGGGGGCAUUUCUGUCACUAACGAGGACCUUCACUGUCUCAAUGACGGGGAGUUUUUGAAUGACGUCAUCAUUGACUUUUACUUAAAGUAUUUGGUCCUUGAGAAGUUAAAGCUAGAAGAUGCCCAGCGCAGCCAUAUAUUUAGCUCCUUUUUCUACAAGCGUCUCAACCAGAGAGAGAGAAGGAACGUCCCGGACGCUGCCCACCUGCCAAUCCAGAAAAAGAAGCACAACAGGGUGAAGACGUGGACCCGGCAUGUGGACCUGUUUCAGAAGGACUUCAUCUUUGUCCCCAUCAAUGAGUCGGCUCACUGGUACCUGGCUGUGAUCUGCUUCCCGGGCCUGGAGAGACAGAUUUGCGAGCCCAAUCCUCUGUACCAGGGCCCGGGGUCUGUGCCAAGGGCCAGCCCUGUAGACGCCUCGGCAGAGGACGAGCUGCUGCGGGUGUCACCACCUGAAGAGGAUGGCCAGCACAUUGCAGACGCCUCCUCCGAGAGCGACUCCAGCAGUGAUCAGACCAAAUGCUCCACAGCGCCCCCCAAAGGUGGUGGACGGGAGCACCGCGCAGGACUUAAUGGCCAGAGCAAUCCCCAGCCAUACUAUACCGAUGGCCUGCACCGUAUCAGUGUCUGUUAUGGAGGCCAGGGAAGAGCUGAGGAUGUGUGCACCUUCUCAGACGACCAAAGCUCCAGUCAGGAUGAGUGCAGUGAGGAUGGCACUCUGGCGGAUGAUAGUCUCACUUCCUGUCAGAGCACUGAAUGGACCUCCAGAGACACCAUCUGUAAACAGCCUUGCAUCCUUAUUAUGGACUCCUUGCGUGGUCCAACCAGGUCAACGGUGGUGAAAACUUUACGAGAAUACCUGGAGGUAGAGUGGGAGGCUAAGAGGGGAACCCAGAGGAGCUUCGGCAAGGAUGUCAUGAGAGGAUCCAGUCCCCGCGUUCCCCAGCAAGACAACUUCAGCGACUGUGGGGUCUACGUUCUGCAGUAUGUGGAGAGCUUCUUUGAGAGCCCCAUCCCCAGCUUCCAUCUGCCCAUGAACUUGUCCGAGUGGUUUCCGCAGCAACGAAUGAAGACCAAGCGUGAGGAAAUCAAGGAGCUCAUUCUUAAAAUUCAGAGCCAGCAGCAAUUGGACAAGAAAGGCCAGUGUGCCCCCAGAGACCUGGACCCAGGGGAUGUUUCUGACCUGAAGCCCCCCCCGAGCCCCUGAAAGCCAGCACUGCUGCUGUACUGUUAUCCUGUCAUGGUUCGCCUUGGUCCCGCUCGGCCUGUUUUGGCCCAGACUAGCCCCAGUCACCCGAUGGGCCACCCGUGAUUCUACGCUGCUGGACUCCCUUAUUUCUAUUCUAUUAAACCGACCUAUUCCUUCCGUUAAUGACAGAGAACAUUUUAAAUUUGUAUCAAAUAAAAAAUGUACAUAUGUUGAGUUCAUGCUGCCUUUGUAAUUUAGUGUUUGUUUUUUUCCCCUCCCAUUCAUAACCUUUCAGCUGCUGCGUUACCAGAAGGCUGUUACACUUCUAUGGAGCUUGAAGAAUUUGUGUGAUACACUGUUUCAAUGUUCAUGCACAAAGCUUUCUCCCCCACCUUUGAGCUAUGUGUAAAGUGGAUGUUACUUUGUUGAAAAUGAUCCAGUGGGAGUUUGUUAUUCACCUUUUCCAGGUUAUUUUUUAUUAAGGAAAGUUGCUAGCUGGUGCCUGUUUAAAACGCCUUCUGACCUGUGACCACGUACUUGUGGAUAAACCUUGAGUAUUAAACACGUGGAAAUGGAGGAAAGACCUGUGCUUUACUUCUUACUAUGAAAGAUUUAGUGUUUUGUCUAUUUUUUUAUUUUAUUUUUUUUUAAGAGUGGAUGCUUAAUUGUAAUGAGCCGUCUGAAGAGAUAUAACAGGGUUUCAUGUCAUUCGUUUUGCCAGGGAACAACUUCCCUCACCUGUUUCUUCUAACUUGCUAGUUUGUCAGGUUAUCUGGUUAAUUAUUCACAGAAGAGCACCUCUUCCGCCAGUGCCAUCUGCUACCUUGCAAUGAAGCCCGGCAGAUGGAUGGGCCACCGCCUUCGACGCUGUGUCUUAAGGAGACUAGGAACAUCACAGUGCAGCAGACCGUGGACCAAUCAUCAAACUGUCAAUAAAUGGCAGAACUAACUGAUGGAAGCAUCCUGAAGCUCUGUUAACUGUCAGACACCCGUUCACCGCAUAAUAAUGGCAUCCCUCGGUCAAGACAAGCAUAAUGGAACGCCUGCUAACUGUCACUGCUGCAGGAGGCCAUGCAAGGCCAUGGGCUGCUGUGUCUUCAGAUUUUAUUGCAUUUAUAACUUGUCUUGCGACUCAGAACCUUUAAUGUGAAGUGCCACUAAUUUGGCCUUCAUUU